GCCACCUUCAAAAAUUAAAUCUCACAGCACUGUCUCUCUCCCUCUCUGUAAACUUUGUAUAAUGGAGCCAUGGCUUGAAGACUUGGCCGACGACGACCUCCAAAGCCUGAGUUUCGCCUCCACCGCCACUACCACUAUCACAACCACCACCCUCCACCGUAGCACAAGUUCUGGUUCCUCCUCCGCGAUACUCACUCCAGCCCCAUCCACUCACACCUCCUUCUCCUCUAAGUCCGCGAAACACCACCAAUCCCUCUCUCUCUCCGAUCUCCGCUUCUCCGCCCGCCUUGGCUCCGGGGACAUUGGCUCUGUCUACCUUGCCAAGUUGAAGAAACCUGAGUCCACCGGGAUGAUUGAUUCCCCACUUUUCGCGGCUAAGGUCAUGGAUAAGAAGGAGUUAGUGAGUAGAAACAAGGAAGGCAGGGCUAGGACCGAGAGGGAAAUAUUGGAAAUGUUGGAUCAUCCUUUCUUGCCCGCACUCUAUGCGAGUAUAGAUUCGCAGAGAUGGCUCUGUUUGCUGACCGAGUUCUGUCCCGGUGGCGACCUUCACGUCAUCCGCCAACGUCAGCCACUGAAACGGUUCGAGGAAACCGCGGUCAGGUUUUAUGCAUCAGAAGUAGUGGUAGCUUUGGAGUAUCUUCACAUGGUGGGUAUUGUUUACCGUGAUCUUAAGCCGGAAAAUGUGCUUGUUCGAUCGGACGGUCAUAUAAUGCUUACUGAUUUUGACCUCUCGUUAAAAUGUGAUGAAUCUACAUCAACCCCUCAGAUCAUUAGUAACCAAAACCCACCUACUGCAGUACCAAAAUAUGACUACCCCAUUGAUCAUCCUCCUUUCACUUCAUCCUCCUGCAUUAUCCCUAACUGUAUAGUUCCAGCUGUAUCCUGCUUCCGCCCAAGACGUAAACGCAAAAAGAAGACAGGCCACCGAGGUGGGCCUGAGUUUGUGGCUGAACCCAUUGAUGUCCGGUCCAUGUCGUUCGUGGGGACCCACGAGUACUUGGCACCGGAGAUUGUGUCCGGUGAAGGCCAUGGUAGUCCUGUGGAUUGGUGGACUCUAGGUAUAUUUAUGUUUGAACUAUUCUGUGGAGUCACACCCUUCAGAGGCGUGGACCAUGAGUUAACUUUAGCUAACAUUGUAGCUCGAGCUCUGGAGUUUCCUAAAGAACGUGCCAUGCCGGCCACAGCCAAAGACCUGAUUUCACAACUAUUAGUUAAGGAUCCUGGCAGGAGAUUGGGUUCCACUCUGGGAGCAUCUGCUAUUAAGCAUCACCCUUUCUUUCAAGGGGUGAAUUGGGCAUUAUUGAGAUGCACACCCCCACCUUAUGUUCCUCCUCCAUUUACCAAAGAAGUUGUAUCAGAUGAAAUUUGUCCUGACACUCCAGUGGAAUAUUAUUAGUAAAGUUUAAAAAAAAUGAACAAAAUUAAUAAAUUAAGCAGCCUGCCUUAGUAAACUCCA
Hevea brasiliensis (rubber tree) is the source of this 1456-nucleotide messenger RNA. Its product is annotated as serine/threonine-protein kinase D6PKL2. Lineage: Eukaryota; Viridiplantae; Streptophyta; Magnoliopsida; Malpighiales; Euphorbiaceae. The transcript is spliced from 2 exons. Gene Ontology annotation, molecular function: ATP binding; protein serine/threonine kinase activity. Bases 62 to 1396 code for a protein of 444 amino acids. The record is from RefSeq and is a predicted model, not a curated record. Gene Ontology annotation, cellular component: plasma membrane; nucleus; cytoplasm. Gene Ontology annotation, biological process: protein phosphorylation.